Messenger RNA from Gasterosteus aculeatus aculeatus (three-spined stickleback), 1935 nucleotides. RefSeq names its product gamma-aminobutyric acid type A receptor subunit rho2a (gene gabrr2a). Gene Ontology annotation, molecular function: extracellular ligand-gated monoatomic ion channel activity; GABA-A receptor activity. NCBI's taxonomy places the organism in Eukaryota, Metazoa, Chordata, Actinopteri, Perciformes, Gasterosteidae. The record is from RefSeq and is a predicted model, not a curated record. Gene Ontology annotation, biological process: monoatomic ion transmembrane transport. Gene Ontology annotation, cellular component: membrane.
GUGCACAUCGCGUUCAGCAUCGCGCACUCAGACGCGCUCCUCUCUGCCUGAUGCCAUGACCGAGGCUGCCUCCAUCCUCUGCUGAGACACCAUGCGCUGCCGGCCAAGCUCUGCUGGAAUGAACCGAUGGAGAGAAGCUUUCAAGGGACUCUUCUGUGGAUUAGCGCCGCCAAAAUGCCUCAUUUGACAAAACCUCUGAUUUUACUUCUGUGUCUGGCUGUCACUGGCGAAUGCCGUGGGCACGGCCACCGGGUGCGCAGAUGGACUGGUACCGUAGAGACCCAGAAGAAUGGCCCCUCCUUGGCAAAGAAACCUCCAGAUGUGACCAAGUCUCGCAAAACAAAGACAGAAAAUCUGCUCAAAGUGGACGAUCACGACUUCACCAUGAGGCCGGCGUUUGCAGGGCCUGCCAUCCCGGUUGGAGUGGAUGUUCAGGUGGAAAGCUUGGACAGCAUCUCAGAGGUUGAUAUGGACUUCACCAUGACUCUGUACUUGAGGCACUACUGGAAGGACGAGCGCCUGUCGUUUACCAGCAGCACCAAUAAAAGCAUGACGUUCGAUGGGCGCCUGGUGAAGAAGAUCUGGGUCCCCGAUGUCUUCUUUGUCCACUCAAAGAGGUCCUUCAUCCAUGACACCACCACCGAUAACAUCAUGCUGCGUGUCUUUCCUGACGGACAUGUCCUCUACAGCCUGAGAGUAACAGUGACGGCAGCCUGUAACAUGGACUUCAGCCGCUUUCCUCUGGAUUCGCAGACCUGCUCACUGGAAUUGGAGAGCUAUGCCUACACUGAUGAAGACCUGAUGCUCUACUGGAAAAAUGGAGAUGAGUCUCUUAGCACUGAUGAUCGUAUCUCCUUGUCACAGUUCCUCAUCCAGAAGUUCCACACCACGUCUCGCUUGGCCUUCUACAGCAGCACAGGCUGGUACAAUCGUCUCUACAUCAACUUCACGCUCCGACGCCACAUCUUCUUCUUCCUGCUGCAGACAUACUUUCCUGCCACGCUCAUGGUCAUGCUUUCGUGGGUGUCGUUCUGGAUCGACCGCCGCGCAGUGCCGGCCAGAGUGUCCCUGGGCAUCACCACAGUGCUGACCAUGUCCACCAUCAUCACCGGAGUGAACGCCUCCAUGCCCCGGGUGUCCUACAUCAAGGCGGUGGACAUCUACCUUUGGGUCAGCUUUGUCUUCGUCUUCUUGUCCGUGUUGGAGUACGCCGCUGUUAACUACCUGUCCACCGUCCAGGACCGCCGGGAGCGCAAGAUGCGAGAGCGUGCACGUUCUCAGUCGCUGCCCUGCACCUGCGGCAUCUCCCAGACGCGAACCAUGACCAUGUUGGACGGCACCUACAGCGAGGCCGACACCAACAGCCUGGCCGGCUACACUCAGGAACCAAUGGUGCCAGAGGAGGAGCAGGAGGAGCUGCACGAGGUUCUGGAGAAACCCGAACGCAUGGUGGUCCACAUGUCGAUGAGCAGCGAGUCGACCACCACCAAGAAGAAGAAGAGCCUCCGCACCCUCAACAUAAUCCAGAACACGCACGCGAUCGACAAAUACUCCCGGAUGAUUUUCCCUGGUUCCUACAUCUUUUUCAACAUUAUCUACUGGUCCGUCUACUGCUGAACUGCAGUUAUCAACUCAACCCACAGAGAACCAACACUACAUCCGAGUGGGACAAUAAUCCUACAGGCGAUGUUGUGCUGGAUGCCUGGUUCUACAUACAACAGGAUUUUUUUGUUUUCUCGUGCAGCAAUCUGAAUGUUAAUUACCGCUGUAAACUAUAAACAAAGAAACUACUGAUGCUAAUGCCUUGAGUCUCAGCUUCUAUAACUGUCGAGUGCUGUUGAAAGUUAAAUUGUUGUGAGAUACUCAAUUGACAAGUCUCUUAACAUGUAUUUAUUUAAAAAGCUUGUAAAGCAGUAAAUCAUGAUUAUUAUUCCA